Messenger RNA from Penicillium olsonii, 600 nucleotides. The record is from the annotation of a GenBank genome assembly. Lineage: Eukaryota; Fungi; Ascomycota; Eurotiomycetes; Eurotiales; Aspergillaceae.
AUGUCUGCCGAUCCCGAUCAGAACCCCUCCCCCGCGGACUUGGCCGAACGCGAACGCGAGGACAAGGAGCGCAAAGCCCGCGAGGAUGCGGAACAAGCCCAACUCCCCUACAAGUGGACGCAGACAAUUCGCGAUGUCGACGUCACGGCCCCGAUCCCCGGAAAUCUCAAGGGUCGCGACUUGAAUGUCGUCCUGGCCAAGAACAAGAUUAGCGUCGCGAUCAAGGGUCAAGAGCCCCUCAUCGAGGGUGACCUCCCCCACGCUAUCCGCGUCGAUGAGUCCUCCUGGACCCUCGAGACCACCCCCACCCCGCCCGGGAAGGAAAUUAACAUCCACCUCGACAAGGUCAACAAAAUGGAAUGGUGGCCUCAUGUCGUGACCAGCGCCCCUAAGAUCGAUGUCACCAAGAUCACACCGGAGAAUUCCAGCCUGGGGGACCUGGAUGGCGAGACUCGCGCCAUGGUCGAGAAGAUGAUGUAUGACCAGCGACAGAAGGAGAUGGGUGGCCCCAGCAGCGACGAGCAGAAGAAGAUGGAGCUUCUGAAGAAGUUCCAGGCCGAGCAUCCUGAGAUGGAUUUCUCCAAUGCGAAGAUGGGCUAA